UCGUGGGUCGCGCUUAACUGAAAAAAUGUAUCGAAUUGAAAUCAAAAAUAUAUAUUAUCUUCCGAUUUAAUCCGAUCGAAAAAUUUAAAUAAUAAUGAUUUUGUAUUAUAUUGAAUCUGUGCAAUCGUUUUUUGUAUGGUUAAAGUCGGUCCUUUUUUAACUUCCCGCUAUAAAAAUUGAAAAUUUUCAUAAAAAAAGGGAUGUUAUUGGUUUCGGUUCGAUUUUCGAAUGUCGAGUUUUCUUCAGAUCUCGACGUUUUGAGGUCCUAGUAUGCUAUUUUGACUAUUUCCAGAGGGUGCCGCAACCUGUGCCUAACGGAAGUAACACGAAACUCAAACUUGCAUCGAAAGUAAAAGUGUGUAGCGACAUGUAUGAAUAAACGAACGAUAGAUAUGUAAAAGUUACGUUCGGAGAAACGUAAGAAUGAAGAACGUGAUGGAUGUGUAAUGUUCGUUCUGGUGAACGUAAUCUUUGAAUAAAGUUUCUUUCGAUAAACCGAACGUUUGGUUAAAGCAAGAUUUGUAGAAACGGAGGAACGGAGAAUAAGACAUUUGAAUAAACGCGGGUAACGGAGAACGAGACAUUUGUAGAAAUGGAGGAACAGAGAACGUGACACCUAAUGUGGACAGCUCGCGGAAAGAAUCAUCGUUGUAAAAUAAUUAUGGAUUAUUACCAUUCUUUAUUCAAUUUUUAUACUAAUCUGCAGUAUAAUUUUUACAAAUCGUAAAAUUUACAAUACUGAUUGUGAGAACCUGUAAAAUAAUGAAUUUUCCAUUAAUAAUAGUAAUUUUUGGUUUGGAUUGUAAAUUUCUCAAAAAGAAAGUAAUUUUUAUUUGACGACUAUAAUUAUUAGCUAAUUUUGAGUUGCGUUUUUUUCCGUGUACUGCAUCCAAAUCUGAAAUUUUUAUCACAACUUCUUGUCAAUCGAUUAUUCAAACAUGUUUAGUUUUUUCAAACUAUAAUUGUCAAGAAAGAUUUAAAAAAAAAAGAAAAACACGGCAACGUAACGGAGAAAUCACAUUUUAUAAUGAAUUUCCUUGAUAAAUCGACCAUGAGGACAAAUACAAUAGCUAGAUUUUAGACAAAUCCACCCAAAAACGAGAUUUUUAAUUUUCAUAGCGGGAAAUUGAAAAAUACUGCAAAAUGGAAAAACGUAAUUCUUUUCAAUUAGUAAUAAAUUUAUAAAUUUAUCAUAGUUAAUAAAUGAAUAAUUUUAUUAAUAGACAACGAAUCAACACAAUAAUGUACAAUAUAUAAAAUGAAAAGAUAUUACUACCGAAAUGAUAGUACACUUAGAUAAAAUUCAAGUACGAGUUUUAUUGCAUUUGAGGAGUAUUGAAUUUCACGGGGCGUUGAGCAUAAAUUCUAUAUAGGCAGUAUAACACAAUUAAAUCAGUCGCUAGUUCAUGUUAUUAAAAUCAUGUUAAAAAUAAUUAUUAUUCUUAUUUUAAUUAUUAUUAAAAAAUCGACUGAAAGCGAUUAUGAACCCACCUGUAAUGAUAUUGAAAGUAAAUCAGCCGAUUUACAAUUAAGAAGACACUUAUUUUGUGAUUAUGACCCAAAUUUACGUCCCAGUUUAAGUGCACACAGUACUUUAAAUGUUGACGUUCGUUUUAUUCCUAAAUUCGUUGAUUUUAGUGAUAUUUCUAAUAGCAUUGAUUUUCAUACGUGGCUUAUACUCACUUGGGACGACGUACAUCUUCAUUGGAAUCCAGAUGAAUUUGCCGGUAUUACUCUUCAUCAUGUAAAAAGUAAUGAAAUUUGGAUUCCUGACUUCACUGUUUUUAAUUCAGGAGAUUUAAGUUUAGAUCAAAGUAAUAUACCGUUGACUGAUUGUAUUUUAUCAAAAAAUGGCACGAUUCAAUGUGCCAUCUCAAAAGUCUUUACAGCUCAUUGUCCUGCUGAUUUUUCUGAUUGGCCAUACGAUAAUCACAAUUGCACUUUACAUUUUGGAUCUUGGCUGUAUUUUGGCGAUGAAAUUAAUUAUCAUUUCGAGGAAGAUGCGAUUUUGAUGGAUGAAUUUGUUCAGAGUCAUGAGUGGAAUGUAAAAAUAGGUAACCUGACAAAAUCGUCUGAAAUAUAUGAGACUUCAUUAGAUUCAAUGGUAUUUAUGAAUGUUGAAAUUCGAAGACGUUCAACCAGAGGCAUUUUAAUUUACAUAACACCAGCAAUUGUUCUUAGUAUUCUUACUGUAUUAGCUCUAUGCCUUGAUUUUAGUUCUCCAGAACGAACAACAUUAAUAAGUACUAAUUUUAUAUGUCACAUCUAUUGUAUUUUCGAUUUACAUUGGUAUUUACCAUCAAAUAAUGCGGUUGGAUCACCGAAAAUACUUAUUUUCUACGAAACAUCUUUGAUAAUUACUGCAUUUACAUUUAUUUUUUCGGCUUUCAUGCGCAAAAUUUACGCGCUUACAGUUCCAACACCGCAAUGGAUUGUCUUUACAGUUAGUUUUAUUUAUAAUUGUCCGAUUGGUCAAUAUUUAAAAAUUAAAAGUCUCUGUAAAAAAGAAGCAAAUAUUUCAAAUGACACUGAUAAUCAAACUGAGCAAUUAGAAAAUAAUGACACUUUGUGGAUGGAAUGUGUAAAUUUAUUGGAAUUGUUGGCUUUUGUUUCUAUAAUAAUUACAUAUAUCAUUUUACUUGGACUUCUUACGCCAGCUACUCCACGUAAUAUAAUAGAACUAUAUGUUUUUUAGAAACUUUGUCCAUUACUAAUUGUUAAGUUUUUAAGCAUAUAUAUUUUAAAUCAGUGUAAUUGUUAUAAUUGACGACUAUCAUCAAUGUUGUAAUAAAAAUAAUAUAUGCAUAAAAUUAAAUAAU
Microplitis mediator is the source of this 2819-nucleotide messenger RNA. Its product is annotated as neuronal acetylcholine receptor subunit alpha-5-like. Gene Ontology annotation, cellular component: neuron projection; membrane; synapse. The transcript is spliced from 7 exons. Lineage: Eukaryota; Metazoa; Arthropoda; Insecta; Hymenoptera; Braconidae. Gene Ontology annotation, molecular function: neurotransmitter receptor activity; transmembrane signaling receptor activity; extracellular ligand-gated monoatomic ion channel activity. Gene Ontology annotation, biological process: chemical synaptic transmission; nervous system process; signal transduction. The record is from RefSeq and is a predicted model, not a curated record. The coding region runs from base 1421 to 2695 and encodes 424 amino acids.